This is a messenger RNA of Ceraceosorus bombacis, 2363 nucleotides long. The record is from the annotation of a GenBank genome assembly. Lineage: Eukaryota; Fungi; Basidiomycota; Exobasidiomycetes; Ceraceosorales; Ceraceosoraceae.
AUGAACACCUUCCGACCCUCCGGUCUCGUUGGUCCCGCUCCCGCUGACCCUAGCGUUUUCUGCAAUGAAGCGAUCGAAGCCCAGCUUCAGCUCGAGGCAUCCCCAAUCGGCUCCGAGGUAGACGAGUUGCUUCAAUCGCCACCGGCCUCGCCUAAGCCGAGUGUCAUUCGCAUCAACAGCGCGCCAAUUAUCGCUGUGAGCGACGUCCGAUCGAGUCUCGUGAAACAGUCGGAGUCAGCUUCAAUUGUCAGUCAAAGCAAUAUAACCCAAGGUGAUUCAGAAUCCACAACGAAUGUCACGACCGGCGCCGCCCCUUUGGACGAGCAUGUAGGAUCGCACACGACUGAAAAUCUGUGCGGAAGUGUCGGCUCGCCACUUGGAGACGUAACGCUGUCGAAGGUGAAUCUAGAUUCUCUUUCGCAGUCUUUGGUGAGCCUACGCAAUCAAAUCGACGCUCGCGAGCAGAGAAGUGUCAGGCGACAUCGCGAGAUCGUGAGCGUGCGUAUCCCAGGGAUGAUUCGGCCUCAAACGUGCUUUCGUCGCCUGCUCACCAGCUUCUUGUAUGCGCAGCUAUUACGAUCCUCAACCGCCGAGCACAGUAAACCACUUGGGGUAAGUCGAGACCUGAGCAUGCUCGAUUACAGAGUAACAAUCUCAUUGCUUGCUCGCUGCUCGCUCCUUAUCUUCCAGAGCCGUGCAGACACAAAAGCCAGUAGUAGCAUUGGACCGAUCGAUCCACAGCCUGCUCCUGCGCUUUCGUCGCAAGCGACGCCUCACACGAACGGCGUCAUCGACGCAUUUCGGGCCCAGCCGAGCAUUAGGAUCUCGAUUUUGACCCUCUUCGAUAGCAGUAGCAUCAGCUUGUGUAUUUCCAGGUCCGACGCUCCCUGUCCCUCCCCAGGGUCAACAAGUGCACCGGACGGCGGUCUGCCAGCUCUUGUGCCUUCUGACACACUGAUCAGCGCCCUGCGCCUAACGUACGUCGAUUUCCUGAAGCACAGGCACGAUGCGCACACACAGCUGACACACUUUGAGCGGACACAGGUAUGGCUACAUUGUUGAUCAAAGCGGUCUGUCGGGAAGCUCCAAGCGUGCGCUCGCGGUCAAUGGAAUUGUAUCAGGAUACACCACUAUCACUAGCGGAGGUCUGGCAACAUCGAGCCAUGCCAACAGCGUGGGUCGAGAUCCAGUUGCGGAGAACGAUGGUGAUAUCACUCAGACGGCAGUAUGUGCUCCUGAAGCCACGUCGAAUGACUGGGCAAGCCCUGUCAAACCUAAAGUCAAGCGCAAGUCCGCCACGCCGAGUCGAAUGGAUCGCAAGGUACAGCAGAAUGCAACGCUGUCCAGCACUGAAAGCAGAAAGCGCGCGAAGGGCUCGAUCACUGUUGACACAAAGAAAGCAGCUGCGAUCACUUGUGACCAACACGCAAAGACGUGUACUGCAGACGGCGCAGAGAGCUUCGGACCAGCGGUGUUCUCGCAGCACACGCACGGGCUCACGGUGCGUCCUCCUUGGGCAGAGGAGGCCGCUUCCAACAUCAUGGCUCCCCGCAGUGCUCCUCCUACUCGAACUGCUCCUGCGACAAAUUCCGUCCUCCCAAGCUUUAACGCCUUCGAGCCCAACGGCCCUUCGCCAUUAGCAAGUCUGGCAAACGACCAGAGCGUCACCGUAGCACAGGCCUGUGCAACCUCUGUGCCUGCUGCAGACUUGGAUGCAAGCCAGCGCGCGCAUUCAGAUCUCGAGGGCGUGCUCGAGGCCCACAACUUCCGCGCCAUGUCAACGGACCAAAAGAUUGAAUUCUUGUUCCUCAUCUCUGUGCGCGAGCGACUCUUGUUUUGGCAGACUCGCAGAGGCCUAGAUCAGCAACUUGCGGAAGCGGUCGAUCAGCGUGCUCGUUUGAUAGAUGAGAAGAACGCUGCUCAGCGACAAUUCAGUCAGUACGUACGCGAGGUAAGUGGUAUGACCAUAGUUGCACCCUGAGUCACAAUCAUUGCUUGCUAAGCCUCUGCAAUGCUCCAAGGCGCAAAGCAUUGUGGGACAACUUCGCACCACUUUGCAGUCCAAGGACCAGGAAAUUGAAACACUUCGCAACGAACUGCACUGCCGCAAUCUGACCAUGCCUAUGGGUCCAAGGCCUACUAAUGAAGGGUCGCUCAUGUUGUCGCAAACCAGCAUCGUACCUAUUUUCGCCCCAACUCUCCCGUUGUACGCACCCGGUCAUGCUCAUGCCGCUCAUCAAACACCAGGUCAAGCUCAAGCACGCAAAGAAGCGUUGCGCGAGUUGUCUCCUGUGUCAGGGCAUGCAGGACACAAGGCACUUCCGGCGCCACAGCAGGCGAGUAGCCUUGCGCACUGGCUUUGA